GAAACUUCUCACACAAACACAUAAUAAUAAUACGUAAUAUAUAUAGAGCUCACUCUCCCUCAAGCCCUCUUCUUCCCCAUUGGACACUUCCCAUUUCUCAACCAAAUCCAUACCCUAGCCACACAACUGAAUACAACCGAAGACUGAACUCAAUACCGAACCCUAAACAUCUCACACUUACCCAAAACAAAAACAUCUCACACGUAUACAAAUCCAGUCAAUUCCUCUUCAGUUUUUUUAAAAAAAAAAACAGUUCUAAGUCUAACCCAUGUCCCAGCUGCCUGAGGAGGUGCUCACGGACAUACUCUCCCGUUUGCCGGUGACCACCCUUCUCCAAUUCAGGUGCGUUUCCGUGUCCUGGCGUGACCUGAUCGACAGCUCUGAUUUCUUUCACUUGCAUCUCAACCGGUCAAUCCAAACCAGAACCAAUCGCAGCCUCAUACUGAGGCAGGACAACCGCCUCUCCUCCCUGGAAUUCGACUCCCUUUACGGCUCCGCGGUGAUCGACGCCGUGCAGAUAACCCACCACCCCUUGUGGUGUCAGGACUACGGGACCCACGUGUGGGGCUCCUGCGAUGGGUUGCUGUGCAUGUCCAACACGAUGGAUACCCUGGUCUUGUGGAACCCGUCGACGCGCAGGUCGAGGAGGUUGCCCUACGCAUCGAUCGAGUUCCAGAACUUGUCUAGGUACUACGAGAGUCGGGUUUAUGGAUUCGGGUACGAUAGGGUUAGCCUUGAUUACAAGGUGGUGAGGAUUGUGGUGCUCAAAGGGAUUGAUGAUGGUUGUUUCGAUUUCGAGGUUAAGGUUUAUAGUGUGAGAUCGAAUUCGUGGCAUAGGGCUAAGAAGUUCCCUCAAUACCCAAAUUUGCAGAGGGCGGGUGGGGUGCUAGCUGGUGGUGUUUUGCACUGGGUUGUGACAACUGAACCGGAGGCCUUUAAUCCUGGUUUGAUUAUCGGGUUUGAUCUAGGUCGUGAGGAAUUUAAAUUAGUGCCACAGCCAGUGUAUUCCGAUGGGAAUUUCUUUAUGGAUUUGCAGAGCUUGGGGGGAUGUCUUUCGUUGAUUUGCAAUUACUACUUGGAUAGGGUUGAUAUAUGGGUGAUGAAAGAGUACGGAGUGAAUGAAUCGUGGAGUAAGUUGAUUUCGAUUGUGCAACCGGGUGUGAUUGGGCCUUUCCAGUAUGUGAUGCCCAUUGCUUACUCACAGAGUGGUGAGGAAAUAUUAUUGGAACAAGACACUAGGAGAUUUCUUUGGUACACCUUAGAACGGGAGGCAAUCAAGAAUGUUACGAUGCGUAGUUUACGAGGAUUCUCGCAGGUAGAGAUGUGGGUGGGAAGCCUUGUCCCUCUCACUGAUGGAAGUGAAAUUGAUCCGAAGAAGCAGCAAGAACAAGAGGAGAAGAAUAUGGGUAAUUUCUUGUCAAAGGGCUUCAAGCUGGUGCUAUAAGCUUUCUGGAAGAGAUAGCAGUGGAGCUUUGUUGGAUAGGUACUUUCAAUUUGGGUAUGGGAAACUUGCUAUGACAGGCCAGGAAUCGUCACUAAUUAGCAAACAAUCAGCAUUGGUCCAGGGCAUGCUAUAAGCUGCUUGUAUUGGUAACAAACUUGUUGAGGUUACAAUCUCCUACAAAUCCUAUGCGUUUCUCUUUUGCUCUUAGAGACAACUGCAGAACUUCUAGGACCUGUUUGGUAUUUUUUUCCCAUUACCCUUUUCACUUCUUUUCUUUCUGAAACUUUCAAAAACAUACCUAUGAAACUAUACAUACAGAACUUUCAAAAAUAAAAUUGAUGAAAGCACGAGAUUAUGUUUUCUGUUUGUUUCAUUUUCUUUUGAAUUUGUAAUCACUUAUCAGGAACUCUCAUUGUAGUAUGCUGAAAAUUGUGCUGUUUUUAGGAGAUGUUCCAAAAUACUACUUUGGCAACAGUUUCACGAAAACUUUUUGAGUUGCUUUUGUUUUAUACGUUUCAAACCAAACCAAAUCAAACAAUGCCUAGCUCCCAAUCAAUUGGGGCCAGCUACAUAAAUCUGUUUUUUUUUUUCUCUCUCUCUCUCUAUUGAGCUUUAUCAAGAGCAUCGAGUUCCAUAAUAUUCAAAAAAUCCUAGAUCCUUUCAAAUUACCACCUCCAAUGUCAAUUUUGGUCUUCUCUUCCCUUUAGUGUUACCCUCAAUCGUACUGAUAUCGCUCUUUCUAACUACAGAAUCAGUCGAUCUACUACAAACACAUCCAAACCACCUUAAUCUAUUUUCUUCGUCUAUCUUCAAUUGGUUCUACCCCUACCAUUCCGCGAAUGUUCUCGUUUCAAAUUCUAUCUCACAAUUUUAUCGGUUUUCAAGGACAAUAUUUUCCUGAAGCAAUACCGAACAGGGACCACCGGAAGCACUGAUAAAAAAAAAGAACUGGGACCGGAAGCUCUUUCCUUAACAGUUCUGCUUCAGAUGGCUUCUGGGUGUACAUUGGCAGAGGUGGUGCAGCUGUGACUCAGUUGACAAGUAGCUUUCUGCUAAUACUGUUGAUGAUCCAUGAGGUAUUCCUUACAGCACGUACAUGACUUUUCUGGAAGAGUCAGGAUUUGCAUCUUAAGACGGACUUCAUGUACGAAUGUUCUUUUUCUGGCCUCAUCCCAAUGUCCCAAUACAUGGGACCCAUGGUUGUUUACAUGUUAUACUUGGUUUAUGAACUUGUAGUAGCUGAAAAGCAGAACUGAGAAUACAGACUCAAUGUUGUAUACUUGGUUUAUGAGUAUGUAGUAACUGAAAAGCAGAACCUGAGCUUAAGACUUGGCUCUCGGGGUUGUGCAUUGUCUUUCCCUUUGUAAUGAUUUCUUGUUUAACCAGUAGGUAGGAAGAAACAUUAUGCUGAUAUUUACUUCAGCCGAUAUUACUUUGCAAUUCUUCUUAGUUCAUUACAAGUGGAUUGAACUUCA
This is a messenger RNA of Rhododendron vialii, 2919 nucleotides long. Its product is annotated as F-box protein CPR1-like. Gene Ontology annotation, molecular function: protein binding. The coding region runs from base 269 to 1444 and encodes 391 amino acids. The transcript is spliced from 3 exons. Lineage: Eukaryota; Viridiplantae; Streptophyta; Magnoliopsida; Ericales; Ericaceae. The record is from RefSeq and is a predicted model, not a curated record.